Molecule: messenger RNA, 372 nt
Organism: Puccinia triticina
Lineage: Eukaryota; Fungi; Basidiomycota; Pucciniomycetes; Pucciniales; Pucciniaceae
Exons: 1
Coding region: 1-372 (123 amino acids)
Source: RefSeq, a predicted model, not a curated record
AUGCCUUGCAAGCCGUACCGGCAGAAACUCCUAGAGGGUGUGGAAACAACACUCGUUGCAUCCCUUUGGAAGAUGAAAAUCAUUGAACAGAAAUCUAAGGCCAUCCUAACAAACCCAUCACAUCAGCUCAGCUUCAAUCUUCUGAUCACAGCAAUUCUCCUGAUCAAGAAAAUCCUCUUGAAAAACCUCCUCCUUGUCAAUUUGAAUGUUGCUCUAGUCACCUUUCAACUGAGGAAAUCGGCGAUCAUCCUUCAUUCCAUCAUGGUCAAGAACAAGUUGAACGGGUGGAAGAAUCAAGUCUCAAUAGUCCUCAACUUGAUUGAUGAGGUAUCUUUGGCUCAAUACUCAGUCCCCAGGAUCCCUCGGCCCUGA